Clarias gariepinus (North African catfish) is the source of this 2167-nucleotide messenger RNA. RefSeq lists its product as uncharacterized. Gene Ontology annotation, cellular component: endoplasmic reticulum. The record is from RefSeq and is a predicted model, not a curated record. The coding region runs from base 50 to 2167 and encodes 705 amino acids. The transcript is spliced from 14 exons. Lineage: Eukaryota; Metazoa; Chordata; Actinopteri; Siluriformes; Clariidae. Gene Ontology annotation, molecular function: ubiquitin binding; ubiquitin-protein transferase activity.
GCUACUGUUCAACCCAGAGAUAGACUAACUUUGUUUUUGUACAUUAAGCAUGUCGGAACAGCAGGAGGAACAACGUGUAGUUUUUGACCGGAUUUUUAACGCUGCAGCCCGUGCAAGACAGGAGCUGUCAGCAAGAAACGAUGAGAAUUUACUGACUUCAACAAGACGACUAUUUCGCCGUCAAGUUCAACGACUUCGGGGCGGGUCUGGUGGCCGCAGGGAAGAACCUAUUUGGCAUGCAAACCUCUUCCUUCUUCCAGGGCCUGAUAGUGAGAUUCUGCCUGCUACAUCAGCACUUGCUGAACUCGCCAAACAUGGAUUAGGAAAACCUGUGCAUGAGUCUAUGAAGCCUGGACAUACAAAGUCAAAGAUUGACAUAAAAUGGAGUUUAUCUGAAUUAAACAACUUUGUUUGCCAAAGUUAUCCUCAUAUCAGUUUAAAUUUGGUAGGCUUUGAAUUGGCAAGGGCAGGCAAAGGACGCAAAAUACAGAAAUUACAAGUUAGUUCUGUAAAAGAGCUAAAAACAUCAGUUGGCAAAAGCAGACUUUACAUUGUGCCACGAGCUACUGUCUUACAGAUAACAUCACCACCCUCUGCCAAACCGCAGAAUUCAUUUCCACCACUCUCCACAGUUGCAGCUAUAGAGGAGAUCUCACAAGUGACUGAGGAAAAUGUAGUUUCAGAUCAGGUGACCUCCACAUCUUGUGCUAUAUCCCAGAAUUCAUUCCAGAAUUUCUCAGUUGCUUCGGUACAAAAUGUGACAGUUUUGGCUGAGAAUACUCAAGCUCUAAAUAUGGUUUCAGAUCAGGCUCUUCAAGAAUGGCGAGCAAUACGUGCCCAGCAAGACCAGGAGUAUAAAGAAAGUUUGUUAGUGGAUGAGGAAAAGGAGCUGAAGAAACUGGCUUAUCAGGCCUCUGAGGAAAAGCGUCAAAAGGCUAUUGAGACAAGACGUCAGCGAAUGGCUAUGUGUGAUGAACCGUCAGAUGGGGCAUUGUUAAAAUUUAAAUAUCCAGAUGGACACAUCAGCAUGAGGAAAUUCAACUUGUCUGAGUCAAUUCAGGAUUUGUUUGACUUUGUUGGACAAGAAGACAUGGCGAGUGAAAUUUUUGAGGUCCAAGAAGCUACUUCAUCAAAAUCAAUUAAGAGCAGCUCCUCAGGGUCAAUACUGGAUCAUGGCAUAAAGGCACCUUCAACUCUAUAUGUACUUUGGUUAUCACAUCAGGAUGUACAGGACAUUCUCUCACAUCAAGAAAGUGAUGGCAUGUAUGCCCUUCAACAUGCAUCUCCUGGUCAGCCAUUGCUGCCUGAGUCCACCAUCCAGCCACCAAUGGCUGUUCCCUCCAGCCAGCCACUGCUCACACUGUGUUCCACUGAACCAAGGUUCUCUGUGCCUUCUAUUCUGCCACCACUGCCUGAAUCCUCCACCCAGCCAUUACUUCCUGUUCACUCCAGCCAGCCACCAGUCACCAGUCACCAGUCACAGGGUUCAGAAACCCUGUUUUUUCAAGAUGAAGAACCACUCACUGCUUCACCUGCCCAGGAACCAAUCAUUAUUCUUGAUGAACAAGAGGAGCCAGUUUCACAAAAUCUGUCUCCCCAAUCACUACAUGACCUCAAAGGACCUGUGAAUGAGAUUGAUCUACAGACCAUACUGAAAAAACUAGUCAGCAAAGUUGAUGGAAGCUCCUGCCCAACAAGCAAGCAAAUAAAUGUAUGUAGGAAUAACAUUUUCCUGGGUAGCUUGCGGGCAUUCAAACGUAGGCACUUUAACCCUGAAGCAAAGUUAGACGUUGUGUUUGUGGAUGAAGACGACAAUGCUGAAGGGGCAGUUGAUGAAGGUGGCCCAACAAGAGAAUACUUAAGGCUGUUGAUGAGGGCCAUCCAUGAGUCAAACGUCUUUGAGGGCCAUGAGAAGAACCGGCAGUUGUGCCUUGAUACUCAAGCUUUGCAGACAAAACUGUACACAGUCGUGGGAAAAAUGAUAGCUGUGUGUGUUGUUCAUGGAGGAGUUGGUCCACACUUUUUCUCCGAAAGGCUUUUUCAGAAGAUCUGUGGAUUACCAACACCUCCUACCAUGGUAGAUGAAGUUGGUGACCAUACCUUCAGGGAACAAUUAAUCAAAAUAAAGGAAGCAAUGACCACCCAGGAGGCGAACAGUGUGCCUUGA